This is a messenger RNA of Selaginella moellendorffii, 2657 nucleotides long. RefSeq lists its product as uncharacterized. Gene Ontology annotation, molecular function: protein binding; RNA binding. The transcript is spliced from 3 exons. The record is from RefSeq and is a predicted model, not a curated record. Bases 88 to 2535 code for a protein of 815 amino acids. NCBI's taxonomy places the organism in Eukaryota, Viridiplantae, Streptophyta, Lycopodiopsida, Selaginellales, Selaginellaceae.
UGCGCUCGGAGAGGAGGAAGGCGCCAGGGAAAAUCGCGAGCUUUCCCGAUCGAUCCUAGCUAUUCCGGGGAGACCGCGCCGAUCAAUAUGUUCCACUGUCUCCAGGACAAGCCUUCAUCCAAGAGGCAUCUAACAACGCAUGAGUCGGACAUUAGCUUGGAGAAGGGAUUGGACGCGUUUUUCACCGAGGCCGUCAAGAACGACGAUGCAAGUAAGCUGGAAGAAGCGCUUAAACGAGAAAGCGGCAAGCUGGCUUCUGGGGAAACCAAACGAGCGUCAUACGACGCUCUAGUCACCAAGCUCUUCCAUCUGGUUUGCGCGCUCGACUGUUGGGAGUGUUGCGAGCUCCUGCUUACUGGCAUCAGAUCCUUUCCAGUGGCCCGCAUUGAUGCCGCCAACAGCAGCGAGGGACGAUCCGGGCUUCACCAUGCUUGCCGGAACCAUUCCACCAGGUGCAUCGAGGUUCUUCUUAAGCAUGGUGCCAGCGUUUCCCUCAAGAACAAGGCGGCGCUGUUGCCUCUCGAGGAGGCUCUCCUGAGCUCCAAGCUUGAGUCUCAGGAGGAUGUGGUCAGCACCCCGGCAGCGAACCUAGUGGACAGUGUGAGGAAGAAGGACUUGUCCGCAAUCCAGCUGCUAGUCCCGGUUUGCAAAGACCAGCUAAGUUCGAUCGCAUGCAAGCUGCUCAAGGAUCUCAAGGUGGUGGCCCUGGUUUCGCUUCUACUCACGGCCGGACAGGUCGCCAAUGCUGUUCCUAGAUCGGAGGUGGAAGUUCCUGGUACCGUUGUGGAUCUUCUUCUAUCGUACAUUCUACCUCCGACACCUUUUUCGCCAGUGGACGUGGACGGAACCGGCUAUAAGAUCAAAAUUGCCAGCAGCGGGAAUAGCGGAAAACAGUCGCUCAAAUCCGUGAAACCCGAGAAGAAGACCUCGGCCGCGAGUGAUAAGUCUUGGAUUUUGUCCAAGCAAAACCAGCAGAAGUUCACAGCAGUUCCAAAGCAGGCAUCACCAGCGCUACCGGUUAGGAGUUUUUACAGUUUACAGAAGCGACAGGACACUCCACAGGGGAAGGAUAGCUUGUCAAUCGCUACAAAGCUUUUGGAGUGCGUUCUGCUCUUUUAUCCGAGACUCACGGCGCAUCCUCAGAGCUCUUUCUCGGCGCCUUUGAUCCGAGCUUGCCAGGGAAAUGACGUCAAGGUCGUGAAAUUGCUGCUAAGCUCCGGGGCUCCGGUAAACGAGCAAGAUGGUGACGGAAAUACGCCUCUUCACUGGAUACUCCGACAAGCAACACCUUCAAAUGACCGGCGCGUCAACCUCGACAUCGUCCAGAAUCUGCUAGAUGCGGGUGCCAAUACUAUGCUCGGAAACCGUCUCGGUGCGACACCGAUUCAUACAGCUGCCGGCCACGGACACUGCGACGCGCUCUGCCUGAUGCUGAAGAAGGACAUAUCAGGUGUCAACGUUAUAGCUGCGACGAAGGAGACACCACUCCACUAUGCUGCGGUUAACAACCAUAUACACUGCGCAGCGGUCCUUCUCAAGUAUGGAGCAAACAGGAACGUUUGCAACCUCCGGAACAUGAAGCCAUGCAACCUUGCUCCGACUCGCGAGAUGUACGCGCUGCUAAACGUUGACGAGAAGACGCUGAAAAUGCAUCCUUGGGAGAGCCUGGUUGCACUGUUCGGGCGCUCCGACGGCAGUCCGGGAUGUCCAGCUCAUCCUCGCACUAGUAAAAACGCAGCAGCAGGGAGUAGCAAUCCGACGACAAAGAAGGGCUUCGUGGAUGCCAGGAAAGUCUUUGUCGGGGGCCUGCCACUUUAUGUGACUUCCGAGGAUCUCCGAGACGAGAUGGAGUACGAGUAUGGAGAGGUUCACGAGGCGGUUGUUAUAUGCUACGUCGAGACCUCGGGGAAGGUCAAGUCGCGAGGCUUUGGAUUCGUUCUCUUCAAGCAGCCAGAGACGGCAGUCAAGGCGGUGAAAAGCCGGUAUACUUCUAUCAGGGGCAAAAAGGUGGAGAUCAAGGGAUGUUUUCCUGCUCAGGAUGGAGACGACUGCGGGUUGCCGUCGAAAGUAGCUUUCACUGAGAAAGUAGCUUCCGAAGCGCCAGCUCCGGACCAGGCAGGGACAGAGGAACCUGUUUCUUUGGCUCCAGUUACGCAAGCUCAAGGCCCAGCGUUGCGUGAAGAAGAAGCAGUGGACAGAGCUCCAGUACCAGCCGCUACUGCCACACACUGGGCCAGCACUCACACACCUGUGAAUGCUACGGCAUUUGCGUACAAGACAGCAGGCGUGGAGGACUCGACUUUUGAUGACUCUCUGGACCUGGAACGCCUCCUGACUUCCAUUUUCUCGACGGAGGACGCUCCCGUUCCGAAGAAGGUGCUGGAGCCCGAGGAGAAAGAGUUUGCGGAGAUACUGUCGCUGCUAGAGGUUGGCAAAGGAAACAAAGGUAGCAGCAGCAGCAGCACGUACUACGGAGGUAACCGUCUCGACGGCUACGUCCGGCCAGCCUAUUCCGUUUCCGGGCUCGGGAUUUAGCUAGCAGCACGAAGGCACGAAUCGACUCGAAUCGCCAUCGUUUCGUUUGCUUCUUUCAUUUGUUUUUAUUUUUGUUCUCUGGUUUUGACGUUUCUAUGUACAACGCUGUUUUGGUUUGAUAA